AUGCUCCAUGAAGCAGAUAUUGCAGCUGUUAGGCGAGCUUUAGAAAAAUCCGGAGCUCCAUUUGAAAAUUCACUGCUUCCACUGGACUCAAUCGACUUUGGAGAAAAGUUCAAUGAUUUACUUGCAAAAAAGACUCAAGCCAAAGAAGUGAAGCAACGAUGUUCUGCUUUUCUUGUACGCUUAGUAAGAGACCUCUCAACCGUCAAACCCAACAUUAAAGAUUUUCCAUGGCAGUUAGGUGAUCCCAAUAUUGACCGAGAGGCUGUUAUAACACAAUGGCGCGUAUUAAGCACUAUGCGCAUUGAGGAGAUAAUCGGAACAGCUGCUUCUCCUAAUGACAUUGUAAAUGUUUGGAUACAAGUGCUAAAAAUGAAGAAUGCUGGUGGAAGCCUGAUGUUUAAAGAACUAGCAGAGUUUUCGAUACGAUGCCUUUCAUUACCUUUGAGUAAUGCCGUCGUUGAAAGAAUUUUCAGCGUAAUGGGGACAAUCAAAACAAAAUUAAGGAAUCGUAUGCAACUACACAUGCUGAUCGGAAUUCUUAGGAUUUGUACCCAUAUGAAUGUAAGAGGUUUGUGUUGUAACAACUUUCAACCAAGCAACCACAUGGUGAGUUUGCACGCUGGCAGAAAAAUGUAUGUCUCCGGUGGAUCUUGCGCCAGUACUAGCACAUCAACUACUACUGAAGACGGCGAAAGUCUUGGUGAUGUCUUAUUAUUGCUAGCAGAAGACGAAUCAGAAUAA
This is a messenger RNA of Parnassius apollo (apollo), 741 nucleotides long. The record is from the annotation of a GenBank genome assembly. NCBI's taxonomy places the organism in Eukaryota, Metazoa, Arthropoda, Insecta, Lepidoptera, Papilionidae.